This is a messenger RNA of Pelecanus crispus (Dalmatian pelican), 1795 nucleotides long. Lineage: Eukaryota; Metazoa; Chordata; Aves; Pelecaniformes; Pelecanidae. The record is from RefSeq and is a predicted model, not a curated record.
UUCCAGCAUCUCAGGGUCUGAUUCAGAGAGCUCUGAUGCAAGCAGUGAGUCGGAAUUGCUGCCCUCUGCCAGCGACAGCCCUGGGACCCCCCAGACCCCCCGCUCCCACAAGGUGCUGCUCCGCAAUGCAAAGGGCCAGCUCAUCUCUGCCUACCGCUGCGUGCUGGACACCGGGAAGGGUGGCAGCAAGGAGCCAGCAGAGCUGACAGCAUCACUGCAGAGCCUCGGUGCGAGCACGUGCUGGAUUGUGCUGAUGAUGGGCGGCGGGCACUUUGCAGGAGCUGUGUUCCGGGGACCGCAGGUGCAGGAGCACAAGACCUUUCACCGCUACACAGUGCGAGCCCGUCGGGGCACAGCCCAGGGCCUACGGGAUGCCCAGACCCCAGGGUCAGCACCCAGGUCAGCCGGAGCCUCCCUGCGGCGUUACAAUGAGACCGCGCUGCUCAAGGAUAUUCAGGACCUGCUGGCAGCCUGGGCACAGCACCUGAAUGAAGCUCAGCGCAUUUUCCUCCGGGCCCCACGCCACAACCGGGCACUGCUCUUUGGUGGCAGGAACUCACCCCUUAUCCGAGGUGACCCUCGUGUCUGCCACAUCCCCCUCAGCACCCGCAGGCCCACCCUGCGAGAGGUGCUGCGAGUCCAUGCCACGCUGGCCAGCCUGCAGGUGUAUGGGAAGGACACACCACUGGAGGACAUCACUGGGUCCCCCCGGAAGGCCUGGCAGAAGAGGCGGCGGAAAGCAGAGGUGGAUCCCCUGCAGGAGGACACAACCCCAGAGGAGGAAGAGGAAGAGGAGGAGGAAAGUCCUGCAGGGGACCUGGAGACUGUGGAAGUGACACUGGGGACCUUGGACCUCCGGGAGUUUGAAGUGAUGCCCAAGCGAAACCGCAAAAGGAGGAAGAAGAGGGACAAGAAGGUGGAGAAAGGGCCCCGUGCCGAAGAUUCAGGAUGCCGUGGUACCCAGUGUGGGCAGCCCAGCCUGGAGCUGGCAACAGAGCUGCAGGGGGAGGCUGGGGCUGAGCCCCUUCCCUGGGGCGAUGGAGGAGACCCUCAGACCCAGCUCCGUGAUGCCCUGUUCACUGCCUGCAAAACAGGGGAUGUGGGCACGCUGCGGCACCUCCUGGGUGUGCCAGAGAGCGGGGGCCUGCCUGGGGACCACGAGGACAUGGAGGGCGCGCAGCCCCUGGAUAUGCCCCUCUCCCUGCUCAACCAGCCUGUGGAUGAGCGCGGCUGCACCCUGCUUCAUGUGGCAGCACGUGCGGGGAAGGCUGAGGCUGUGUGCCUGCUGCUGGAGGCGGGGGCGGAUCCUGCCCUCAGAGAUGGGCAGGAGAGGACCCCCUACUGCGUCUCUGCUGACAAACUGACCCGGAACGCCUUCCGCAAGUUCAUGGUGGACCAUCCGGACAAGUAUGACUACAGCCGUGCCAAGGUGCCAGGGCCCCUGACGCAGGAGAUGGAGGCCAAGAAGCUGGAGAAGAAGCGGGCGCAGAAAGCCCAGCGGAAGCAGCGGGAGCAGGCGCAGCGGGAGGAGCGGCAGCGCUGGGAGCAGGAGCAGGGAGAGAAGCAGCGGUUCGCAGCCCUGUCCGACAGGGAGAAGAGGGCCCUGGCUGCCGAGAGGAGGCUGGCCGGGGCGGCGCACGACUCUUCCACCUCUGCUCUUUCCUGCAGCCGCUGCUGGCAUUGUGGAGAGUCCCUGCUGGGCCGGAUCCCUUUCCAUUACCUCGACUUCUCCUUCUGCUCCACGGCCUGCCUGCAAACCCACCGCCGGGCCCGGGCCCAGGCCAGCCACACGUAA